This is a messenger RNA of Hylaeus anthracinus, 2811 nucleotides long. RefSeq names its product carcinine transporter (gene CarT). The transcript has 12 exons. The record is from RefSeq and is a predicted model, not a curated record. Gene Ontology annotation, molecular function: transmembrane transporter activity. Gene Ontology annotation, cellular component: membrane. NCBI's taxonomy places the organism in Eukaryota, Metazoa, Arthropoda, Insecta, Hymenoptera, Colletidae. Gene Ontology annotation, biological process: transmembrane transport. The coding region runs from base 548 to 2485 and encodes 645 amino acids.
UCUCCUCUAAGUACCCUUAACCCAAUUGAAUUAGAAGGGCACACCCCGUGGCAUGCGUCGCGUCGCUUGCAACCGUAUCGUCCCGCAUUUCCUCGAUUCCCUUUCCGCGCGUGAAACUACUCGCGAGUGCACCUCUUCGCUACCGAACGGAAGCUGGGAUCACGCGUGCUUGAUGUACUAUAUCCGAGAGAUGAACAAUAUCGGUGUUUUCGCCAUCAAAAUCCCGGAGUAACUCGACCAACAUCUGGUGUCUGCGAUAGUUCGUUGUAAAAUAUAACAAGAACGUAGCGACACGGGUUACAAUCUUGAAUUUGUUAAAUCGACCGCAAGAACUGGCACGUUGUCUAAAUAUUUGCAUUGCCUCGAAUCCGCUCCUCGGUGGAGACCCUCGUUUCACGAUCGCGAGGGUGAAAGAGGACACACCAGGAUGGAACGAAUAGCACGUCGGUCGAACUGCCCACGGAAGGGAGCUAAUACACGUCACGUAACGCUUUUCUAAGGUAUCAGCGAGGUUUUGGUAGCCUGGACGUGGCCGAAGUGCACGAGAAUGGAGCACCUGGAUGAUUAUCAGACCGCCGAGCCCGCCAACGGCAAAGGAACCGGGAACGUCGAUGAUGAAGAUGGUUUCGAUCUCGACGAUCUACUGCCGAUCGUCGGCGAGUUUGGUCGUUAUCAGAAACAGCUUCUCUGGCUCGUGUGUCUUCCGGCGUGUCUCCCUUGCGGAUUUUGCGCCUUCAAUCAGCUCUUCAUGGCCGACACGCCGCCCCACUGGUGCAAAGUGCCAGGAUUGGAGAACUUGGACGUGUCGCGUAGAAGGAAACUCGCGAUCCCUAUCAGUCAGGAUGACAACGAAACGUACAGUCAAUGCACACGAUACGAUAUCGAUUGGACAGCGGAGAAUAUUUCUGUCGUGACGACGCUCUCGUCUAUACCAAACGCAUCGUGGCCUGUUGUCCCGUGCGAUCAUGGUUGGGAGUACGAGACCUCGGAGACACCGUCCUCCAUCGUUAUCGACUUCAAUUUAGUGUGCGAUCAUGCGAUUUAUCCGACGAUCGGUUUGGUCGCUCUGAACACUGGUGGUCCGAUAGGGGUGUACCUUUUUGGUACCCUAAAUGACAGAAUCGGCAGAAGGCUAUCCUUUUUCACUUGCCUAGCGACACUGAUCACAGGAGGAUUUCUAACAUCGAUAUCGAACAGCUUUUGGACAUGGGCUGCCACGAGGAUGGUCGUCGGCUUGACCAUACCAGCCAUUUACCAGAUACCUUUCAUCAUAUCUUUGGAAUUGGUUGGACCAAAUUACCGUUCGUUCGUGACGGUAAUGACUUGUAGCUUUUACACAAUGGGCCUGUGUAUGCUGGCUGGCGUGACCUACUUGAUAAGAGAUUGGAGAACGUUAGCAGUAACCACAAGUGCACCUUUUCUUUUGUACUCCUUGUACUGGUGGUUCCUGCCAGAGUCUCCACGAUGGCUGUUAGCGAAAGGCCGUCUCGGAGAGGCGAACGACAUCCUCGAGAGGCUCGCGAAAGUUAAUGGGAAAGAGCUACCAAUCUCUUUCACCCAGAAACUUCGUCAACGAAUGAUGAUGUCACGGUCCAAAAGUGAGGAGGAGAGAUUGCGCAACGGGCCUGGUGUUCUCUCUCUCUUCAAGUCGCCGAACAUGCGUCUGAAAACGUGUUUAAUCACAUUGAAUUGGUUUGCCAACAACAUGGUGUACGUCGGUUUGUCGUACUACGGUCCAGCUCUGGGGAACGAAGAACACCUGAGCUUCUUCUUUUCGUCUCUCGCUGAGAUUCCUAGCUACAUGGCUUGUUGGGUCGUGAUGGAUCGAUGGGGCCGUCGAUGGCCUCUUUGUCUAUGUAUGGUCGUUGCUGGGAUCUCCUGUAUCGCCACGGUUCUCCUGUCAUCUGACGCUGUGGUGGCUACGUUGAUUCUGUUCCUGUUAUCGAAAUCCGCGAUAUCUGCCUCCUUUUUAAUUAUAUAUCCGUUCGCCGGUGAACUUUACCCCACGCAACUGCGCGGCGUAGCGAUCGGUUUCUCUGCUUACAUCAGUGGUCUCGGACUUAUCAUCAUUCCUUUUGUUACUUAUCUCGGUAAGGAGAACUUGGUGCUGCCCCUCGUGAUAUUGGGCACCGUAUCGGUGAUAGGCGGUCUCUCGGGCUUGCGUCUGCCGGAGACUCUGCAUCAUCGUUUGCCGCAAACGGUAGAAGAGGGGGAGCUUUUUGGAAAGGACUGGACCUGUGCCGACUGUUUUCGUUGCGUUCCAAUCAAACCUUCGUCCGCUGCUGCUUCCUACGAGGACCUAUCGGCCAGAGAGACGAUGGAGAUGCACGAGGUUCCCGAACCACCUGUCGACAUUCCUCAAAGAACAUUGGAAGAGCAACAGAGACCCAGUGGCGCGAGCGUGCGUCGUUUGGUCCGUCAGUCCAGCGUGAUGGACACGCAGCGGGACUCCGACGGCUCCAUCAAGAUGACUUACUGGUUCUAGACUGGUUGAAUCGAGCCGUGUGCCUCAAAUAAAAUCGAAACAACGAUACGUAUUAUGCAUUGUCGUUUCUUACUCUAUUUGGGCUCUUGGCACACAAUCUAGAGGGAAGAAAACUUUUCACGGUUUCUAAUACUUAACGGUUAAAUUGUUCGUGAUGUAUAGAUUCGAUGAUGGAAAUAGUUUAUUUUUAAACAGGCAACGGAUUAAAUAUAAAUCCCCUCGAUUAUCGAAUGAGAAUUUCGUUCUGCCCUAAUGUGGACAAGUGGAGGGAGCGAAGGUAAGGGUAGUAAUGUAUAGACUGUGCAGGGCUGCUAUUGUAGUAUAGU